CGCCCAGGCACAUAAAAGAGCUUCAAGUCCUUGUCUCUGGCGCCUACGGAGGGGGACAAUGUACUGCCUGCGCCUCGCUAAGACUUAGGUACACAGCACAGCUGGAAUCGCCGCCAUAAUGCUCACGAUGAUCAUUGUCAUUGUUAGGAGGUAUUGUUAUUUCAUCUUGGGCAGAUCAAGUUCAGCUUCGAGCGUCAGAGUCCAGGCAAAGGCGGGGGCGGGGACGUGGCUGAUCUGAUAGACAUUGAUUGACCGCCACUGGCAGCGAUGGGCGAAAGUAGGGCUGAAGCUGAACUUGACUGAUGGCCCCGAUUGACUGUCUGUCGUCUCCCGCCGCAUCCAGAUCCAUGAGGGCGCUUCAUGUCGCCGCCUCCCUCCCCCAGGGUGUCUCAGGCACCAGGGGUCUCAUCCCUCAUUUAACCCUCCUCGCCUCCGUCGUUAUUCUAUCUCUUUACUCUUUGUUGUCUUCCUUGUCUUCCAGUACCUAGCUUUGGCCGACUUGACUUUUUCGCAGCUCUCAUGUUGUGAUCAAAACGUGGCUGACAGACAGAUCAUACAACCACGGCAAUGGACAUCCUCAGUCUGCCCCAGGAAAUACUGAGCCACAUCCUAUCAUAUCUCCAUCCUGAAUCCAUCGUGAAGUUUGGGCUGUCCUGCAAAGAUGCCCACGAAUUUAUCAGCCCGCGCAAUCAGAUUUUGUGGAGGGCGGCGUUCAUACAAAUUUUCGACGACCCGUACGAUGCGUGGUCGGCAAUGCCUCGACGGAAAAGGGUCCGCAAGGGCGACCGCAUCGAGUGGGAUUGGCUCCAAGAACUGCAGAAGAGACUACGGGCGCUGUGGAUCAUCAGGUCUCGAUGGCGGAUCGCCGCAGAGCAGGCUCGUCUGAGCGAUCAUCUCGACGCCAUCCUCUCCAUUAUCGACACAGCCAAGUUCGCCCCGACGGCAUGCGAGAUCGCAAAUGGCAUUGUCCCGGCCCAAGAUGACAGACAUCUGUCGCUGAACUUACAGAUCCUGACCGACGUGGAUCGAUACCAAGAUGGAUUGGAGCGUCUGAUCCAUGACUCUGAGAAUCCCACCAUGGUGGACUUCACUGUCCCGGACGACAUCACCGCUCGGAAUCCUAGGAUCCUCCCACUUUGGCGAUCAAUGGGGAGGAACUGGAACGGCGGUAUCCAGGCAAGCCGGCCGGAAUCCGCCUGUCGACUCCACGUCCUAUAUGGUAUUACGGAAAGAGAACGCAUCAAGGAGACUAAUUGCGGUAACGCUCGUCGCAGAGUGUACGACACCAGUCGGUACCGUCCCGACAAUGACUACGGGCCCCUAAAGCGAGACGGGAGCGGACAAGUCGACUGGUAUGUGCUAGAAGGCGUGUUCACCCUCAUCGCUCGCAAUUUCGAGAUUGCCGCCAGGGGUACCCUCUCCAUGGCUCAGGGCUUGAGCUUCUCCAUCCCACAUCGCUCCCUGCCCGUUCGGAAUGCCCCUGCAGACUGGGCAAGGGUCACCGGCACCUGGCUAGGCAUAUCAUCAUACUACAAUCAUGGCGAAGUCGUAAGAUUCAAUAUGUUCCUGAAUGGCCAGCUGGACACUGGGCCCAACCUGGUGGAAGAACCUGAGCGCAGUGAAGGUUUGGUCAAGCUCGAGCUCAAGCUGGACGACAGGAUGUCUGCUGACCCACAAUUGCGCACCUCUCUUCCAAUAUGUACCGAUCUGCCCCCAUUGUUCUUCUCGGGUAUGUCUCGAUCAUAUAGACCCAAUCAACGCCCGGGGCGUCAUGUUCGAGGCAGGGUCUGUCUUGCCCCGGGAGGGAGAGAGGUCCGAUGGCGCUACAUUAUCAACUAUGAUGGAAAAGAUCAGUGGCUCCUUGAAGGCGUCCAACCAGGUGGUGUCAGAUCAGGAGGAAUCUAUGGAGUGUGGACACAGUGUGAUGAUUCCCCCAAUGAGGGUGGCACAGUCGGUCCAUUCUGUUACUUUCCAUCUGAUUUGUGCACGUCGACAAGCCUGGUUCUGGCGAGUUGAAAAUUUGCGCUCAGUCAAGUCGCAUCAAGCCGAGAACGCUUCAGGGAACCACGGCAGAGUCAAUGACCACAGUGAAAACCCCUCUCAGAAAGCGUGACGACGGCAACACCACCUGUAACACAACAUCAGGUGUUAAGCCUCCUGGUCCCGAGACUCUCAUGCGUGGAAUGGCCAUGAUGACCGUACUAUCGUACACCAUCGUCCGUCUCCUGCAAAGCAGACCUUUGAGCAAGCACAUCGAGCCUGCAGAGAUAUAUGGCAGAGUCAGCGGCAAUUCGUUCGCAAGGAUCCUCGGCACGUCUCACCCAGUGCAGAGACUGUCUAAGCUACAGUAUGAACAGAAGAUGGAGAGUCCCCUUUCACCUUGGCACUGACCAUGUUCCCCGGGAUGGCAUCUGGUUAAAAUUGUAGUAAACACGGUGAUUGGUUGCCAUUGGCAGGCUGAUCAUGCCGAUGGUACCAGAAAAAGUUUUGGAAGAUGACUUGCGGAGACGGUGAUCACAGAGAUUCUUGGAGUCAGGGUUCAGGAGCCAGUAGGGACCAGCCUGUCCAGAAGACUGAAUUUGGACGUACUGUAUGAUGGCUGCCCUGGCAUACCUUUUGCUUGUGCACAUAAAGGGGAGAGGAUACACACGCGAUUUUUCAGACUUAUCAUCAUUUCAUCAAUUGACUCAACUUGCGAUGUAACUUCACGUACACUUUCUCCCAACACCCAAAAUCCACGGCAACAUAAGCUGGGUUCAUAAUGCCGUGUGCAUUUCCCUCGAAGCAACCCAACCCCACCUGUGCUCCUCCUGCCUGCCUGCUCUUGAGAGUCUUCCUUGAUCACGAUUAAAGCCUCCUCUCAAAGACGUCGAGAUAAUGGCUCAUGGCAUCAUCUUCACAGACAUAGAGAAUUGGGAAACAAGUCAGUCAAUCAGAUCAGAGCGACCGAGGUACAAUAGAAUAAUUGGUCCCUUCAUAAAUAAGAUCCGUUCCCAUGGCUUCCGGCAAUGCCUACCAGCACCAGCAGAUGAAAUAGGUCAGCAAUGAUCCAUGAUAACAGGGUGCACGUUGUACGGCAGUGGUUUGGUUUGGUUGAUCGCUUCUCACAUGCCAAACCAACGAAAAAAGCAAGAUAUUUUGAAACUUGACAGAUUUGAUUUUAGUACAUACCGCAUCAUCUCCCGCUGUGACGAGCCAUUCCUUAAUCGCCUCGGCGUCGGUACUGACGUUCUUCAACAACUUCGGCACCAUUUCGAUGCUAGCAGCCAGAGUCUCGUCGCUGUCCCGGCUCAGUUGGACCAAGGCGGUCAUGGCCUCUCGGUACGCGGCAUCCGCGGCGGUCAGUUGGUUGAGAUUGGUCAGGGCGGUCUUUUUGUCUCUUUCGAUUUCUGCGCGCCGGAGUUGGCAUACAGCUCAGCUGAGAAUCUGGUAGAGACUCCAACCUCCAACCCAAAACGUAACAUCGAGGUACGGCUGGAUACGUCCCAGGCGUCAAGCAAAAACCAACUUUUGUCCACAGUUGCAACUUGCAAGACUUCUCAUUUCAGUGUGGAACAACGCUGCAUGGUACGAAGCAAAAGUACCCACUGGGAGUAGCUAGUAAACAACUGUAGGCCGCUGCAUUUGAACGCAAAUCGCUCACGCACAGUGUCACUCAUCCACAGUGUCACUCACCUUCGAUCUGAGCAGCAAGGACGGCGGCAUAUACACCCAGCCCUGCCGUCGCAAGUAAUCCGCUGGCCUGUGGCAAAUGGUAGACACAAAAUAUCAGCGAUGAAC
Exophiala dermatitidis NIH/UT8656 is the source of this 3780-nucleotide messenger RNA. RefSeq lists its product as uncharacterized. Gene Ontology annotation, molecular function: protein binding. Bases 568 to 2016 code for a protein of 482 amino acids. The transcript is spliced from 2 exons. Lineage: Eukaryota; Fungi; Ascomycota; Eurotiomycetes; Chaetothyriales; Herpotrichiellaceae. The record is from RefSeq and is a predicted model, not a curated record.